UUCAUACUGGUGCCAUACUUUUCCUAUUUGAAACAUUUAAAGAGUUUGAACAUGGGUCACCAUGUAUUAUUAGCAAUAAAACUAUUGCUUUAUGUUUACAGAUUAUUGAUAAUACGGUUAAUUAAAAGUAAUCAUGGCAGCGGCUAAAGGGAAGUUACUUGCAGUGAUUGCAGAUGAAGACACAUGCACAGGAUUUCUCCUUGGUGGAAUUGGUGAACUCAACAAAACAAGACAACCAAAUUUUAUGGUUGUAGAUAAGGAUACUCCCAGUUCUGAAAUUGAAGACCAGAUGAAGACAUUCCUCAGCCGCCGAGAUAUUGCAAUUGUACUCAUCAGCCAAACAAUUGCUGAAGUUGUACGGUACAUUAUAGAUGCUCAUGAUGAACCUAUACCAACAAUUCUUGAAAUUCCAUCUAAGGAUUCACCAUACGAUCCAUCAAAAGACUCUAUAUUGAGGCGAGCGAAAGGAAUGUUCAGUGCGGAUGAUUUCAGAUGAAAACUUGAUAAUGAAUAUCUGAAUGUUGCAGUUAUUGUCAUGGUCACAGAUAUAUUUUUGUUCUUUCAUAUUGUUAUAUUAUUUCCUUAAAAUCUAUUCAGAUAAGUUUGGGUUUACUAGGACAUUUUCUUAUUAAUAAGCAUUUGCUCCAAUCUUCAUUCCUUCAAGAAUAAUAAUUAACUUUUCAAUAACUGAGCUAUUUGGCAAUACUGAUUUUUCAUGCAAUUUUCCAUUACUGGUACUAAUUUGUUGAAAAUUGACAAGGAUUAAAUGACUUUUCCUGAUGAAUAGUUUCCAUACUAUUCAACUAACUUGACAUUUAUAAUAGGCUUUUUAUACAAAUAUACUUGUCUGUGAUAGUUUUCAAGUUCAUUUCUUGUUUAAAGUCAGUUGUGCAAUAAAGUUGACACUUCAGUA
Molecule: messenger RNA, 913 nt
Organism: Styela clava
Lineage: Eukaryota; Metazoa; Chordata; Ascidiacea; Stolidobranchia; Styelidae
Product: V-type proton ATPase subunit F-like
Biological process (GO): proton transmembrane transport
Cellular component (GO): proton-transporting V-type ATPase, V1 domain; membrane
Molecular function (GO): proton-transporting ATPase activity, rotational mechanism
Source: RefSeq, a predicted model, not a curated record